Messenger RNA from Rhea pennata, 1780 nucleotides. RefSeq lists its product as uncharacterized. The transcript is spliced from 2 exons. The record is from RefSeq and is a predicted model, not a curated record. NCBI's taxonomy places the organism in Eukaryota, Metazoa, Chordata, Aves, Rheiformes, Rheidae. The coding region runs from base 73 to 687 and encodes 204 amino acids.
CCCAAAGCGUUUGCACGGACAAGACGCUCGGGACGUUGCCGAGCCUGAAGCAGUUGUGAACACCCAGUUCACAUGGCAAGGGGGCAGGGCAGGAAGCAAAGACGAGAUAAGAGCUGUGGAAACACCAUCACCUUGGACCUGCCUCUCCCUACGAUGGGACAGGGCCAGCAGUGGCAUCCGCCCGCUGCUGCCCGGGUGCCGACCCCCACACUUUUGGGCUGGUGCUGCCUGCCCUCCUCAGCCGCGGCGGGUCCGGAGCCCCCGGGAUCGCAGUUCCCACCGCUCCCAUGUCACCAGGAGCUUCGCUACUGCCCCGAGGAGGGGCGAGAAGGAAGGCGAGGAGCGAACCACAGGAGCGAUGAACAGCUCGAAGCCUUGCAGGGCGAAUCAAAGAUGUCCGAGGCCACAGGAGAAAGCCGUAACACAAGCUGCCCGUCGCAGCGCUCCCGUCACCAGCGCGAGAGCGGCUACUUUAUUACAUUUCAGCCUCCGUAUCUUGCCCAAGAAGGCACUUUUGCCUCCUUGCUGAGCCGCGUCCCUGCUACGCGUCCCUGCACCCUGACAAGGGUGACCGAGGAGAAGAGGCAAAGCAGAGGUGGGACCUCAGACGUGCUGCUGCCUACAGGCCUCUCGCUGGAAGGAAACGACAGCAGUUACAGUAACAACGGGAAAAUACUUCUGCAUUAGUAUACAGCUCAGACCUGGUGCAGGCCCAGGGACAGGGAGGACGUCCUCUUCGUACUGCCUCUUUCUACCAGGGCUCCAGGCAAGGGCUGGAGCGGAGCAACCUUGGCCCCUGGUUGGUGACUGCCGCAGUGGUCUGAGGGGCGGACAACGCUCCGAGGGCCCCGCUCCACCAAGCAGCGCUGCCAGGGUCACCCCACAGCACACCUGACCACAGCUGUGGGGCAGGGGCAGCCUCUGUCCUGCACACAGCGCUCAGGACACCUUCAGCCACAGAUCUCACCAGGCUCUGGCUUAUCUUAUCAGAUGUGCUUCUGAGCGCCCCGUCUACAAGCACACCGUAGCAGCAGCUGCACCUUGACCCCACGGUUACACAGGAUCCGGGUGUAACUCAGUCUUUUCCUCCACUUUUACACCUUGGUUUAUUCAGGAAAGAGUCAGGCGUGCCUGUGGCUCGCAAGGGAGAACUAGGGAGCUCAGGGCAAGCGUUGAGCUCGAUGCCGGGGGUGCAGGACGCCCAGGAAGAGAUCAUGGCAGACAUCUACUGCCCCAUGUGGUCACAGCCAGACAAUCAAAGAGGGGCACCAGUACAGAAGUGCACUGCUACAGGACCAGCGGGAAUAGACUUUAUUUAAUAAUUUGUACAAGGAACACAAUAGGAAUUCAAUGCUCCCAUUUAUUGUCAAAUUGUAAUCCACUGCAAUAAGAAACAAAAAUCAACACAAAAAUAAAUUGCAAUUUGUGUGUGUGUGUGUGUGUGUGUGUGUGUGUGUAACUAAAAAUGGCAAGAGCAAGAACAAAAAAUAAACUUUUAAAUGAGUAGGUUAUAUACAGUCAGUAUCAUCAUGUUACUUUGAUGGAUAUAUUAAAUUUGGUGUUAUCCAAUCUUAGCAACAGGCCUAAAUAUUGCUGCAGCUAUCUGAAGGGCAAACCCAAAGCAGAAAAACAAACCCAUAAGUAAGAAGCAGGAUUAAAGUUAUCUUCUGAAGAAAAGAAACAAUGGUGCUUUGUGUCAUAUUUGUAACCUUUCAUAGUGGAUAUUUUGUGCUAAAACUCUUCACGUGAACAUAUAUGGAAUUCCAUCAUUUAAAUAAAA